Brassicogethes aeneus is the source of this 1732-nucleotide messenger RNA. Lineage: Eukaryota; Metazoa; Arthropoda; Insecta; Coleoptera; Nitidulidae. The record is from the annotation of a GenBank genome assembly.
UUAGUUGCGGUAUAUUUUUUUGUUGUGAAGUUAAAUACGUAUUUAUACCACAAUAAUAACCAGUUCGAAGAAGUGAAUAAUGGCGUAAACAUCUAAUUCCAGUGUUAGAUUAUUGCUAAUGGAUAAUAUGAUUAUCACUUAAUAUUAAAUUAGUGUUAGUAUAAUUGAAUUAAGUGUGUUAGUGAGACUCUACUAACUAAUAAAUAUGAAGAGAAAGUUGCUGUUUCGUGUUUUGUUGGUUUUAAUAGUUUUGCAAAUAUGUGACGGAAGACGAUAUGGUGGUGGUUCUUCUUCGAGAACAAGACCAAGCCCUUCUAGACCAUCUUAUCCGUCGCACCCCUCGCCUUCUAGACCAUCUUAUCCGUCGCAUCCCUCGCCAUCUUACCCUUCCCACCCUUCUCCUUCUAUACCGUCUUACCCCUCACAUCCAUCACCUUCUAUACCUUCGAGACCUUCAUAUCCUUCGUACAACCCCCCGUCACCCAACAGCGGUACCAACACAAACCCAAACACAAACAGUAAGCCCAUAGGUUGGAAUACACAUGAAAGUCAACCGGUUGGACCUCCCAAAACCAACUUGCCGACCCAACAAAAUUCCGGCAGCAGAACCCACGACAGCGUGUUGCCGGUGGCCACCCAGCAGAAAACUUCCGGUCUCGGUAACUCACCCCAAGGCCCCCCAAUACAACCCGGCUACACCCAGGGCACGGCCAACCAACCCCCGCCGUACAACGCUGCAGGGCAUUAUCCGCAGCAGCAGUAUCCGCCGGCUUAUCCCGGUCACGCGUACCCGCCCGCUUAUCCGGGUCACGGAUACCCGCCGGCGUACCCGGGUCACGCUUACCCGCCGCCGGGAUACCCGGGACACUACCCGCACGGAGGAGGACCGACCAUAAUCAACAACAACAAUAUCGUAGGCGGGGGCGGGUAUGGCGGUGGUUACCCCUCGUACCACUACCAAAGCAGCGACACUGGAAGCGGCACUCUAGGGUUUUUCCUCGGUUACUCUCUGGCCAAAAUAACCACUCCCACCUACCAUUACUCGUCAAAUUCCUACGACGGAUACAGACCGCGUUACGAUCACUACGAAGUGCACCAUUACUACCACGGCAACAACGUCACGGUGAUCGAGAAGGAGAGGGUGAUAGAACCGAACACCAUCACGGGUUGCGUGGGUGACAGCGGUAGCAUCUGCCCCGCCAACACGACCUCCCUGUGCACCAAUACGGGCGCCAUUAUGUGCGUGGCUAGCGCAACAUCCGCCACAGCCUGCAAAGACGUCAAAGACGCGAACUGCAUCAAGAGUACGGUGCCUUGCGUCGACAAAAAUGCGCCGGGUUGCAAGGACAAUCCGCAAAACACCACCACGGUGAACAUCCCCUGCAUAUCCACGGCCAAGAUCUACGGUAACAUAACCUACGUCAACAACACCAUCGUAGUGGAAAAUGCCAACGCGACCAUGAAUGUAACGAGUAGCAACUCCACAAUGUCGAGUAACGCGACUGAAACGACUACCUCAGCGCCAACCACAAUACCCCCUCCAAACGUGAAACCCGAAGAGUUUUGCGUUACAAUAUUGGCACUACCUGCAGUAAGACAAGCUACGGAAGGUGAAAAAGUCUACAAUGAACUAGAAAGUACAGUGACAAAUUUCCUGGGUAAAGCCUUUGGGUUGUAGUCCAAGCAUAUGUGAAUUAUAAAAUGUAAUGUGAUUGUAUUUUAAAUAAAGUGA